AUGACAGUGGCGUCGCUGGUGACGCUGCUACUAGCGAUCCUAGUCUUCCAGGCAAGCGCAUCGGGCUCCGGUUCGCUCGAAGCCUCAGUAGGCUCCGAACCCAACGCCACCGUGGUCGAUACCAACGCCUAUGUGGCCACCACCGCACCCCCAGCCCCAGCGUCCACCGAGUCUCAGGUGACGCUGGCGCCCAUCGACACGGCGUCGUCCACGUCCUCGACCUUCCAGCUCGUGGACAACGUGGACUGCAACGAGACCGUGUCCGACAAGAUCUACGUCAUCUACAACAAGAACCGCGCGCUCUUCGACCUGUGCGUGAGCGACGCGCAGUACCAGAUCUUCCCCUUCCUGGGCACCAAGCCCUCGGCCGCGCAGGUCGAGUCCAUGGCGACGUCCACGUCCUGCGACGUGGUCUUCACGGGCGUCUUGCUCGCCGACUUCCCGCAGUGCCAGAUCUCGGGCUUCCCGCUCAAGGCGGCGGUGGAGACGCUGCUCAAGAUCCACGUGGACCUCGUCUACGGCUACGCGGCGUCCCCGUCGGCUGAGCGCUUCCAGGAGAUGAUGUCCUGGCGCCGCUACGUGAACCUCGCCAAGCAGGCGGGCGUGCCCUGCGACUCGGGCUCGGAGCUGUAUGCCGAGUACGAGGAGAACCUCGAGGUCGCGCGCACCAACAGCUCCAUCCGCGUACUGCCGAACCUCCAGAUCGAGUACAAACUCGCCAGCGGAUCGUGGUACGACGCCGACGGAGAAGACUAUGCCACCAUUGACAGCAGCAGCUCGGACAGCGACGAUGCCGUCGUGGGCACGGUCGCUGCUGGAGUCGGCAGUGUCGGCGUGGAGGCGAGUAAUAGCUCGGCCACAGUCGGCAGCGCCGCGUCGUCGAUAGUGAAGAGCGGUGUUGCUACCAUGGUUAUGAGCUCCGUUCUAGGUGUUUUGCUCAUGACAUGGGCGUAA
Phytophthora sojae is the source of this 954-nucleotide messenger RNA. RefSeq lists its product as hypothetical. The record is from RefSeq and is a predicted model, not a curated record. The coding region runs from base 1 to 954 and encodes 317 amino acids. NCBI's taxonomy places the organism in Eukaryota, Oomycota, Peronosporomycetes, Peronosporales, Peronosporaceae. Gene Ontology annotation, cellular component: extracellular region. The transcript has a single exon.